AUGGUUUGUAAGAGGAUAAUCUGCGCAGUGUCUUCUGAUUCGGCAGCUGUACCGAAAAAAAAAACUGCGCGUCAAUUAGUGGACUGCAGGGAUCAUUUACAUCUGUAUCUCUGUAUCGUGGGAGUAGGAAAGCCACUCGCCAUCUUCGAUCAUGACCCUGGAAUGUCUCAGAUGAAUCAAAUCCACCAGGCUGGUUGGGGAAAGCCUAUGUUUCCAGAGCCAUCUACAAAACAUUGUCGGAAUGUUGCGCGAGUCAAGACAAGAUGCAAAUCUGGCGCUGCAACAGUUGCUAAUAAGGAUGCAAGCGACGGGAUGGAUAGAGUCAUCCUAUCAUACCAGAUCUUUGCCAGCUGUAAUGGAUACUGA
Messenger RNA from Bipolaris zeicola 26-R-13, 366 nucleotides. RefSeq lists its product as uncharacterized. The record is from RefSeq and is a predicted model, not a curated record. The coding region runs from base 1 to 366 and encodes 121 amino acids. NCBI's taxonomy places the organism in Eukaryota, Fungi, Ascomycota, Dothideomycetes, Pleosporales, Pleosporaceae. The transcript is spliced from 3 exons.